Molecule: messenger RNA, 764 nt
Organism: Elaeis guineensis (African oil palm)
Lineage: Eukaryota; Viridiplantae; Streptophyta; Magnoliopsida; Arecales; Arecaceae
Source: RefSeq, a predicted model, not a curated record
AGAGGCCGAUGGGUGAAGCGGCCGAAGGAACGUCGGCGGCAUCACCGGAGGCGGUGGAGCCGGAUGUAGUUCGGGAAUCCGAACAUCAUCCGACGGCGUCUGUGGCCGCAGUGGGGGGUGCUAGUUCUACUUCGAGCAUCCCCUCGCUGUCGGUUCCGUCGGUCGGGGCGGCCGAUCGAGGGAAAGCCCCGAUGGACCCCGCGGACGAGAAAAGGUCGGGGAGCCGAUCCGUGCCGCCCAGCGCCCAGUAUCCCGAAGGUGCGUCGGCGUUGGCCGACCACAACCUGGCGAGGAGGUUGUGCCAGGGGAUUCUUCUUCCGACCGACGUUGAGUCGCUGAGAUCUCGGCAGGUAACCGAGAUGCUGUCCAGGUUCUAUCCGACUAUGGUCGAGCUGAUCUAUACAAUGUCGGAACUGGAGGCCGGGUACCAGAGGUUCGGCAAUGUCCGGGCCGCUUAUAAGGAGAGGUCGGCGGCUGCCGAAGCCGAGAGGGCGAUGUUGGGCGACCACCUUCAGCAAUCGGCCGACCGGGAGGCCAACAUCGUCCCAUCGGGGGCCGAGGAGGAAGCCAUCGAGGAGAUGGCCGACCAGCCGUCGGGAGGCGUAGUUGCUGCGGAGGAAGUCAUCCCGGAGGAAGCGGCGCCGACUGCCAGUCCCCCGCCGACCGAAGGACCGGCUUCAGCCGUCGACCCGGCUCCGCUUGUGGCCGACACGCCAGUCAUCCCCGAUCUCCCGUCGGUCGAGGAGAUCGACUCAGAUGGGUGA